Messenger RNA from Papilio machaon (common yellow swallowtail), 1494 nucleotides. RefSeq lists its product as uncharacterized. NCBI's taxonomy places the organism in Eukaryota, Metazoa, Arthropoda, Insecta, Lepidoptera, Papilionidae. Bases 189 to 983 code for a protein of 264 amino acids. The record is from RefSeq and is a predicted model, not a curated record. The transcript is spliced from 3 exons.
AACCAGUCUUUCGUUUAGCGUCAUAUUGAACGCACGCGCGCGCUGAUUUUGUACUGUUUUUCGUGUUUGUUAGUUUCGUGAAUAAAUAACAGACAUACGAUAAAAUAGACUUGACAAUUGUAGUUGACAGUGUGAUAUCAUAGAUAACGUUUAAUUUUAGCCGAUCGAAAUUAAAUAUCGAUACGAAUAUGAAAUCAUCGGUAGCAUUACUCUUGUUCGGCCUGGUGGUCUUCGUAGCAACAACUAGUGCUCGACCGAAUUACAGCGAAUCGGAACUUUCCACUUUUGAGGAAGAAAGAGAAUUAGACCACGGCAUGGAACAAAACAGACAGCACAGAAGGCAAAGAAGGAGACAUUCAAGGCAGAUAUCUGAUCGGUACGAUAAUUUCUCGCCUUGGUAUUAUGAUGUUAAGAGACAAUUGCAUAUAAUUGAACAGCAAGUAAAGGAAUUAAAUGAUUACGUUAAAAAUCGCCAAUCGCCAUCCGGCCCUGCAUACGGUGGUUAUUUACCUCAGCCUAUUUACAUUCCAGUCCCUUCUUAUCCUUCCUCCUUACUUCAACCAGUGCAAUCAUCAUGCUCAUGUAACAAAUCGAAUAAUAAUCCCAACCUUGGAAACAGAUUUUCGGAGGGAAAUAAUAAUAAUGUUAUUACGAUUGAUGAGGAUGACGAUGAUGAAGGAAGGCCGAUCUCAUUUGAACCCGUCAAUUCAAACAAACCACAAGCCAGACCGCCGCCGCCCGUCGAGCAUGGCAGUGUUCAAGCCGGGUUAUCGCCAAUAACUACGACCACUGCGAAGCCGAAAAAGACUCCGGGCGUUUGCGAAGCUGCCAUCCUCCUGUGCUGUAGAUACUCCUCGGACGUGCAAAGAGAAUGCUUCCAGCAAUACGGCUGUAUGAAAACUUAUAGCACAGGCUUAGCUUGUUCACCAAAGGCCAUAGAAUUGGUCAUCAAACACUUUAAAGAUGCGUAUGCGCCGAGCUGAUUUCUUCCAAAGAAAUAGAUAGCAACUACAUAGUCACCUCACAGUAUUUUAGUUUAAAAUUAGCUUAAGAAGUUGGAGCAAUUGUUACGAUAAAGUUAUUAACUUUAAAUAAUUGAAAACGGACUAAUUUUCUUUAUUUGAUCGAUAAAUAAAAUCAUAUGGACCACAAGAGUUCAAAAUACAAGAAAAUAUCAGUUGGAUUUUUUGAAGUUGCGGAAUAUUUCAUCUCGACCGUGAAAUUCCACUGCUGAAGCCAUUGAUAAUUUAUUUGUACGUUUGUGCUUCAUAUUUAACAGAUCUUAUGCCAUUCGGUGUGUACAAACAUGAAAAUUGUCGUAAAAACAAUGAUCAUAUCGAAAAAUUGUCACCGUCUUGUUGAAUUAUAAACAAUUGAUUUCUAAUAUUAUUAUUUUUUUUGGUUGAUUACUUUAAAAGUAUUAUAUAGUAAUGAAUGUAUGUAUGCUUAAAGAUCUCCUUACGCAAGCAACUAUUAAUUAUAAGCAUUUAAAUA